Molecule: messenger RNA, 1380 nt
Organism: Mercenaria mercenaria
Lineage: Eukaryota; Metazoa; Mollusca; Bivalvia; Venerida; Veneridae
Source: RefSeq, a predicted model, not a curated record
AUAACAAAUAAGACAUAUACGAUAUUUGGAUAGUUUCUUUUAUACUUUUAACAGUAUAUGAAUUACAAGAUUAUAAAGUCUAAGGUGUGAGUUAUAAAUGUUUUAUGGAUGUAAGGAAGUAAACUCCAGGAUCCAUGGCGACUGUGGAUAACGAGAGGUACUUGAGGCAUAUACUGUUGCUUGGUGAAGGUGGAUUGCUGGUGUUAAGAGGUAUUGUAACGAGAGAGGCAGCAAGUCGCGGACGGACUCUUCAAAAUAUACUUUCUUGCGAAAGACCAAAUCUUCGAACCUUAUUUCGAGAACAGUAUUCCUGUUUGUUUCCAUCUUCAUCUACAGUAAAUGCAGAUGUAGAAUCAUGGGAUAUGUCACUGCUAAUGGUAGUAGUGAAGAAAUUGUUCUUUACAACCUUGACCCAAGCAGAAAGGACUUCUAUAAAUACCCUUCGAACAUAUCGUGUUGAUGUACAAGGACAUCCUACUGAAAUGUUUAUGGGAGCAGCAGAAUACGUCACCAGUCGAGCAGAUGUUGUUGCAGUUCUAAGGCAACUAUCAUCUGGUAUUAAUCAAAGUAGUAUUGACGAAAUCGAAAGCAUUAUAAACAGGACAGAAUCAGGGAAUAUUGAUAUACUGUCAGCAAUGCAGCAUAUAAAGGAACUCCAUGAAUUCAAAAGAAGUUUGCUGAUUGAACUAGAGAACAAAUUUGACGAUACGUUUGCAAAAAUAUCGGAGUUAGACAACAAGUUAAGCGUUAUUGAAGGUGUUGUUUCCAAACCGGUGCAGCUCAACGAUGAGGAUUCCGAAAGCCUUCGGAAUAUUCAGUCCGUCCAAAGUCAUCUUCAUGAAGAUUUACUUGAUGUCAAGAGUAUGACAAACAGGAUAGAUGAUUCUUCGAGUGAAACGCACAGUGAUAUGGCUCUAGUCAAGGAAAAGCUGAAUACUUUGGAAAGAAACGACGAAGGCAGGCAUGAGGAGUUAACAACACAUCUUCGAAGAAUUAAUGUGAAUUCAGAUGAAUCAAAGCAAGCUAUUAACGAAAUUAAAGAUGUUGUUUCCAAGCCGGUACAGCUUAACGAUGAGGACUGCGAAAGCCUGCGGAAUAUCCAGUCCGUCCAAAGUCAUCUUCAUGAAGAUUUACUUGAUGUCAAGUGUAUGACAGACAGGAUAGAUGAUGCUUCGAGUGUAACGCAUAGUGAUGUGGCUCUAAUCAAGGAAAAGUUGAAUACUUUGGAAAGAAAUGAUGAAGACAGGCAUGAGGAGUUAACAACACAUCUUCGAAGAAUUAAUAUGAAUUCAGAUGAAUCAAAGCAAGCUAUUAACGAAAUUAAAGACCUAGCUGCGAGACCUAAAGAUCUCUCUGAAGCUGACAGGAACACAAUGAAAG